CAUGCCUCAGAAUUUCGUCAUUGUCGGUGGUGGGCCUGCCGGCGUCCACCUCUUCAACGAACUGGGCAGCAAACUCAGCGCUUCCGAAGCAUUGCUCAUCAUGGUCACGCCACGGCCGUACUUCACAUGGCUGCCUGCGUGUCCCCGUAUGCUCGUCACCGCGGAGGGCGAGCUAGAGAAGAGGGUGCUCAUGCCGUUCCCCGACAAUUUCAAUGAAGGGAAUAGGAAGGUCGUCCUCGCGAAGGUGGUUUCUAUCAAAGACGACGACGAGAAGGCUCAGCGGUUUGUCACCUUGGACAACGGGGAGAUCAUCGAGUUCUCUGUACUCAUUCUGGCUCCGGGGAGCAAGUGGGAUGGCCCACUAGGAUUCCCGGAGACCGAAGAAGGGGACUUGGAGUUCAUCAAGGAUUGGCGGAAAGAAUUCUCGGAAGCAAAGGAAAUUGCCCUGAUUGGUGGCGGAGCAGUAGGAGUUGAGUUUGCCGGAGAAUUAGUGGACGAGUGGCCGACUAAAACCGUGACGCUAGUGCACGGCCAUCCUCUGCUAUUAACGAAGACCUAUCCAGACAAAUUUAGACAGGAUGUUGUCGAUCGCAUGGCGAAACGAGGUGUCAAACUCGUCCUGGGAGAUUAUGUCGACGACAUUGUGCCCAAAGACGGUAAAAUUACUACUCGAAAAGGAACUGAAAUUGCUGUAGAUCUUGUGAUAUCAACUCGAGGCGGCAGACCCAAUACCGACUUCAUCGAAACUAGCCUUGGAUCCGAGGCCCUCGACGAAGGUGGCUAUAUCAAGGUUCGUGAUACUUUGCAGCUCAUCGACCACCCGUGGAUCUUUGCCGCUGGUAACGCCAUCGACUACCCUGAGGGAAAGCAAGCCUACAAGGUCGCUCGUCACGCUCCUGUCAUUGUGAAGAACGCUUUGACUCUCCUCCGUGGCGGCGGCGAUGAUUCGACGUUUGCACGAUACCAUGGCACAAUUGAGGCUAUCGCUAUUUCCAUGGGCAAGGACGGUGGUGCUUGCUACUAUGACAUUCUUUGGGGCAUCAUCCUUGGCGACACCUUCGCUAGGCUGUCGAAGUCAAAAGGGUUGAUGAUCAACGGGGUAAAGAGGAAGCUCAGGCUCUA
Messenger RNA from Cyclocybe aegerita, 1122 nucleotides. NCBI's taxonomy places the organism in Eukaryota, Fungi, Basidiomycota, Agaricomycetes, Agaricales, Hemipholiotaceae. The record is from the annotation of a GenBank genome assembly.